UCAUUCCGCCGCUCUCCUCCCCCAUCCCGGCAGCCGCAGCCGAUGGCCAUGGCGACCUCCACCUUCUCGCCCCCGGCCGCCUUGCAGCUCCCCCUCGCCCGCCGCCACCCGGCCCCCGCCAGGCAGUGCCUCCUCGCCCUCUCCUCCCCGCGCCCCCGCGCCGGCCUCCUCCGCGCCGCCGCCGCCGCCGCCGCCUCCGGGGAGGCGCCCGUCGAGGCGCCGCCGAGCAAGCCGGACGCGGAGCAGUCCCCCGCCGCGUCCAACGGGGCCGCCAUCAAGGCCGAGAAGGCGCCCGCGCUGGAGCCGCUGCUGCCGAGGUUCCGGGACUCGAGGUGGGUCAACGGGACGUGGGACCUCAGCCAGUUCAGCAAGGGCGGCGCCGUCGACUGGGACGCCGUCAUAGACGCCGAGGCCAGGAGAAGGAAAUGGCUUGAAGAUUGUCCAGAGGCAACUAGCCCAGACGAGGGCGUUGUUUUCGAUACUUCAAUCAUACCGUGGUGGGCAUGGGUGAAGCGUUUCCAUCUCCCUGAAGCCGAGAAGCUAAAUGGCCGUGCUGCCAUGGUUGGCUUCUUCAUGGCAUACUUCGUUGAUAGCUUGACCGGUGUGGGGCUUGUCGACCAGAUGGGCAACUUCUUCUGCAAAACCCUACUGUUUGUUGCUGUAGCUGGUGUACUGCUGGUCAGGAAGAACGAGGACAUCGAGACGGUGAAGAAGCUCAUCGAUGAAACGACGUUCUACGACAAGCAAUGGCAGGCAACUUGGCAAGACGAAUCCCCUUCUCAGCCCAAGAAUUAGCUCUGGAGUGGACUCUGAAUCCUCCUCCCUAUGUUGUAUCACUCUUUUUGCAGCCCUUUUCUCUCUCCCCCCGUUUAUUAGUGAGGCUCAGUACCUUUUGAUGAUCUUGAUACCUACGCCGUCUUGUAAAAAGUAUGAACUCGUUUAUGUGCUAGAGGGUAAUGUUGCUGCGGGUUAUUUGGCUAUAA
Molecule: messenger RNA, 983 nt
Organism: Oryza brachyantha (malo sina)
Lineage: Eukaryota; Viridiplantae; Streptophyta; Magnoliopsida; Poales; Poaceae
Product: light-harvesting complex-like protein 3 isotype 2, chloroplastic
Exons: 3
Coding region: 43-795 (250 amino acids)
Source: RefSeq, a predicted model, not a curated record